CACAAACUUUUGCACGAUAUGGAUACCUUAAGUUUUGGGACUCUCAUACACAGUAUUGAGAGUCCCAAAUUUUGGACUAAAAUUUACUGUGCUGUUUGGGCCUUGCGAUUCAGCGCGCCAUGCAUGCUCAGACUCAUGGUACAUGAUCGCACGCAUAAGCUUGAAUGGGAGUUACGCCAACGUGAGGAAGAAAUCGCUGAGCUCCAGAAGGCCCUGAGUGACAUGCAGGUUUAUCUCUUCCAGGAGAGAGAUCAUGUCUUAAGGCUCUUUGCUGAAAAUGACCGCCUGAAGAUACAAGAACUGGAAGAUAGAAAAAGAAUCCAGCAUCUGUUAUCAUUAUCAAGCCCAUCAGGUCCUGAAGUGACAUACUUCCACAAAGAACCAUCAACGCGGGCAAUUGUCACACAGAAACACCCACAAAAGAGACAUCCACAUGCAGAGGGUGAAAUAUUGGGGUUAAAAGCCAGAUUACUCCCUGAGAAGUGA
Molecule: messenger RNA, 486 nt
Organism: Patiria miniata (bat star)
Lineage: Eukaryota; Metazoa; Echinodermata; Asteroidea; Valvatida; Asterinidae
Product: coiled-coil domain-containing protein 77-like
Exons: 5
Coding region: 19-486 (155 amino acids)
Cellular component (GO): centrosome
Source: RefSeq, a predicted model, not a curated record